Didymodactylos carnosus is the source of this 1722-nucleotide messenger RNA. Lineage: Eukaryota; Metazoa; Rotifera; Eurotatoria; Philodinida; Philodinidae. The record is from the annotation of a GenBank genome assembly.
ACGUUGAAUUAUGUGCGGAGGUUGUGCAAUAUUGAACUGUGACUGUUGCGUAAUUACGCAACAAGAAAGAAAGGAAGGAAAGAGAUGUUCUUACGACACACUAAGAGAGGUGGGUCGUAACACAGGACUUAUACAUCUGAUAAUCUAUUUGUAUUUUAAGGUGAUUUUAUUGAAUUAUAAAAUUAAUAAAUAAAACAAGUUGUAGUUAUUUUUGUUUCAAAAAUCGUGUUCACAAAUUCAUUUUUCUAAUUAUUCAGCUUUGAAGAAAUGUGGAUCUAUUUUGUGUAUUAAUUUUUACUAUAAGUAGUCAAUAUAACCACCAUUUUUGACUUUCUGUACAUUUUUUUCCUAAGUUAACCGGAAUAAACAAACCACAAUUAUUAGAACUCCGGUAGUGUAAGGUUUUUUUUGUGAAUAUGCACACGAAUGAGUCUAGAAUCAUUUUCAUUAUUAUUUGAUUUAAUAAAAAGAAAUUUAGUAACGAGAACGUUAUCCUUCUAGGUGAAACAUGUUUCUAUACACGUGAUAUUGUGCUCUAUGAUGUUCUUGAAUUAUGCAGAUCAAAACAACAUUUUUGUGUUUUACGAAAACAUUCCAUAGGAUCUUCUCUCUAUAAUUGUAAAGAAAGUGAAAUUUUCUGUUAUUGAUGACAGUUUAUCGUACACUUAUAUAAGCACUAUGUCCUUCUUAAAUAAUUUUCAUAUUUUGCCAAUGAAGUAGUAUAAAGCUGUGUUUCUACAACAUCUAUGUCUAAAUUAAUUUCUUUUAUCGUUUGUUAACUCCUCCCACUGAAUACCAAGGCCAGAGGAGAUACAGUUAUAUACUUGAACGCAUAAGAAAAUUGACUUAUUUCUAUGGCUUCUUCCUGAAGCAAUCAUCUUAGAACUUUUAUAUAGCUGAAGUAAUCAUUUUGAUUUUAUGGAGGAAUUGAAGUAAUCGUGUCAUUUUGAUGUGAAAGAUAAAGUAAUCGUCUUAAUACAUGAACUACUAGUAGCUUAUACUUUAUAGUGCGAAACUCUCUGUUGGCGAACAUUGUUAAUAAAAAAGUAGAGGAGCAUAUGAGAAAGAAUAAAACAUAUUUUGCGCAAUGCACUUUGUGAAAUAUGUUGACCUAUACUUUAUACAAUAUGCAAUAUAGAGUAUCAACGUUGAAUACAAGUAAUACUCAUCGUUUAGACGCAGGCGUUUUUUUUCUAUACAUGGUAGCCUCGAAUUUGAUCACCGUACGUGAUCAAAUUCGAACUCAAAAAUGUGAACUGAUGAUCAUCUGAAAAUAGAAUGGCAUGUCUGCUCGUUUUUUUUGUCGAUUAAUCGUUGCAUAAUUACUCGUUGCUUUUCUUUCUUUGUCUCAUAUCUGAUUAUUAUUAUGUAUAAUCAUCUCAUUUUGCCUUUUUCGUAUUUGGCACUACGAAGGUUUUCCUGGAAAAACGUAUUGCUCGAAAAGAAGACUUUUGUUAAGUCAUUUGUUGUUCACUCACAUCUGUUUCGUUUGAUUAUUAUUAGUUAUUGGUGUUGGAAGAGAUGGCUAACCAAAAAGAUUUGCUUGACAAGAUGUCGAAAGAGAUUGAUCGAGCAGAAGAGGCGUAUGGAAUUGCUCAGGUUGGUUUAUCCGACUUUGAUGCAAAGGACAAAGUCGAGAAGAAAAAAGAAAUGGAAAGACAUGUCGAUGAAACAAUUAAUAACGUCGCACAUGGGACCAAUAUCAAUUCGGGAUCGACUUAG